UGUCCAGUGCUCUUGACAUGGGUGAACUGCUCCAGCGUGCGAUGGGCAACCAGAGUGCAGGACAUCUUCACGGCAGGGAAGCUGCUGGCCUUGGCCCUCAUCAUCAUCAUGGGCAUCGUGCAGAUUUGCAAGGGAGAGUACUACUGGUUGGAGCCGGCCAAUGCCUUCGAGCCCUUCCAGGACUAUGACGUGGGAUUGAUAGCCUUGUCCUUCCUCCAAGGCUCCUUCGCCUACGGGGGAUGGAACUUCCUCAACUAUGUCACAGAGGAGCUGGUGGAUCCUUACGUGAACCUCCCCCGCGCCAUCUUCAUCUCCAUCCCACUGGUGACUUUUGUCUACGUCUUCGCCAACAUUGCCUACGUCACGGCCAUGAGUCCACAGGAGCUGCUGGCCUCCAACGCCGUGGCUGUGGUGAGUGGCGCCGACAAGCGGUUACCGCGAGACCGAACCAAGUCCGAACUCUGGGCUACCAUAGUUAACUGGCCAGUUGGGCAAGGCCCUCCUCCAGGGUCCAGCCUUGUAGCACUGCAGCUUUCCAUAACAAAAGCCCUUGGGAGGAACUGCAGAUCCAGCUCAGAAACCACCACCCCUGAACUGGGCGGGAGGCACUCGAGCGCUCCAAUUUUCCGAGUUCUAUCCACCCUCCGUCCUAUCAUUGGAACUUGUGAUUCAUGCGGUUACUCUCUUCACUGCCGGUAGCCCGAACUGGCGAAGAAUGCACCCACACGACUCCCGUGAGUGGACGUUCACCACCUCAGCGCCCUCUAGCUCUAUUCUUCCAAGUGCCAACAAUCACUCUUGUUGGAAAAUCGCCACAGAACCUUUGAGUUUUGCC
Messenger RNA from Hippocampus comes (tiger tail seahorse), 835 nucleotides. RefSeq names its product large neutral amino acids transporter small subunit 2-like. NCBI's taxonomy places the organism in Eukaryota, Metazoa, Chordata, Actinopteri, Syngnathiformes, Syngnathidae. Gene Ontology annotation, biological process: amino acid transmembrane transport; neutral amino acid transport. The record is from RefSeq and is a predicted model, not a curated record. Gene Ontology annotation, molecular function: L-amino acid transmembrane transporter activity; neutral L-amino acid transmembrane transporter activity. Gene Ontology annotation, cellular component: membrane. The transcript has 3 exons. The annotation marks the transcript as partial.